Acanthochromis polyacanthus (spiny chromis) is the source of this 7116-nucleotide messenger RNA. RefSeq names its product collagen alpha-1(XI) chain-like. The record is from RefSeq and is a predicted model, not a curated record. NCBI's taxonomy places the organism in Eukaryota, Metazoa, Chordata, Actinopteri, Pomacentridae. Gene Ontology annotation, molecular function: extracellular matrix structural constituent.
UUGAUGAACGGAGGAUUUUCCAGUGUCAGUAUCCUACAGUCGGUUCAGGUUCAGAGUUGCGGCGUUUGUCCUGCCUCCUCACGGUGCGUUUUUCAUGAAAACCCUUCACCAUCAGUGAGAGAGCUGGGUUUAAGGGGGAGCGGAUCUGAAGGGCCCAGUCUGGCUGAUAGAGGCAUCCAUAUACUUUUACACAUGGCGCUGUAGUAUAAGCACAUUUUCUGUGGAUUGUGGAAGGGACCUCAUUUUCAAGAAAACCGCCCGUUUUCUGUACAGCUGCGGGCGCUCACCAUGGAGACGAAAAGAUGGACAACCAGGUGGAAAACGAAAAAGUGGCUCUGGGAUUCAACGUUAAUCUCCGUGGCCACAUUAAUUUUAAUCCUACAAGCUGCCAGUGUCCGAGCAGCAGAACCAGUGGAUGUACUGAAGGUGCUAGACUUCCAGAGCUCUCCUGAAGGAGUACGGAAAACACCAGGCUUCUGCACAGUCCGGAGAGGAUCCAAACCUGACAUAGCUUACCGAGUGGGAAAAAAGGUUCAGAUCAGCACUCCAACCAAAGAGCUCUUCCCAGGGGGAGUUUUCCCAGAAGAUUUCUCUAUCCUGUUUACCAUCAAGCCUGGCCUCCAGUCCUUCCUGUUGUCUGUGUACAACCAGAAAGGCAUUCAGCAGCUGGGUGUGGAGUUAGGCCGUACCCCCAUAUUCCUGUAUGAUGACCAGCAUGGCAAGCCUGCCCCGGAAGAGUACCAUUUAUUCCGCUCCAUCAACCUUGCUGAUGGCAAAUGGCAUCGUGUAGCAAUCAGUGUGGAAAAGAAAAAUGUUACCAUCAUUGUGGACUGUAAGAAAAAGGUGACCAGGCCACUUGCCAGAAGCGACCAGGCCGUCAUCAGCACAGACGGCAUUACUGUGUUCGGCACCAGAAUCCUGGAUGAGGAGGUCUUUGAGGGUGACAUCCAACAACUGCUGAUAGUGGCAGACUCCAGUGCAGCCUAUGACUACUGUGAACACUACAGCCCUGACUGUGAAACCCCCAACCAUCACGACACCCCCCAGGCCCAAGAACCUGAGGAUGUGUACACUAACUAUGAGUAUAGUGACUUCUAUGACUACAGUGAAGGAGAGGUAACCACUGAUGCUCCCCCAAGUGAAGGAGCCAAGACUGAGACAAAUGCGGGUGAAGACUACUACACGGGUGAGUAUGACUACACCACAGUGGACGGAAGUCAGCCUGAAACUCCCACUGAGACUGCAGGACAAGGCCAGAGUUACGAGGGGGAAAUAGUGGAUGAUUACAUCACCGGUGUGGAACAGGUUGGGGUGGACCCCACUGUUGCCGUGGAAACUGCUGUCCCAGUUGACCCCAAGGAGAAGGUGGAACCUGCUACUGAUGUGUAUGAGUUUAAGGAAUAUGACCUGAAGGAAUAUGACAACAAAGAAUUUUUAGAGAAACCAUAUGAGUACGGUGAUUAUGGUGAUUACAACCCCACUGAUGCCAAGCCUACACCUGAAACAUAUGAAGAAGAAUUUGGUCCUGGCGUUCCAGCGGAGACAGACAUCAGAGAGAGCAGUAUGGGUGGAGGUCACAGCUACCUGGGAGAAAAAGGAGAGAAGGGUGAACCUGCUGUCAUUGAGCCAGGGAUGCUUAUAGAAGGACCCCAAGGAGCCCCGGCCAAGCAGUGAGGUGUUCCUGGUACCCCAGGAUUGCAGGGUCCCCCAGGUCCCCCAGGAGAUCCUGGUGAAAGGGGUCCUCCAGGCCGCGCUGGUCUUCCUGGUUCCGAUGGUGUCCCUGGGCCUCCAGGUACCAUUCUGAUGCUUCCAUUCCGUGCAGGUGGUGAGGCACACAAGGGACCUGUGGUUACAGCCCAGGAAGCUCAGGCUCAGGCCAUCCUAUCUCAGGCUAGACUGGCAAUGAGAGGUCCUCCAGGGCCAGCGGGCUUGACAGGAAGAUCUGGUCCUGUUGGAGGUCCCGGUGCUCCUGGACUGAAAGGUGACAGCGGCGAAUCUGGCCCACAGGGACCUAGAGGUCUUCAGGGUGCAACUGGUCCACCAGGGAAAGCAGGAAAAAGGGGUCGUAAUGGAGCUGAUGGUGCACGAGGAAUGCCAGGAGAGGCAGGGGCUAAGGGUGACCGAGGUUUUGAUGGCCUCCCUGGUCUUCCUGGAGAGAAGGGACAUAGAGGAGAACAAGGCUCGUCAGGUCCUCCAGGACCUCCAGGAGAGGAUGGUCCAAGAGGUGAAGACGGCCAGGUUGGACAAAGAGGUGUGGCUGGAGAGAGUGGCCCUAGAGGUUUGCUAGGACCUAGAGGGUCUCCAGGUCCUGCAGGGCAGCGUGGUCUUCCUGGACUUGAUGGGCAAGCUGGUCCCAAAGGAAACAUGGGUCCACAAGGAGAGCCAGGGCCUCCUGGGCAACAGGGUCUGCCUGGUCCACAUGGUCUUAUUGGUCCUCAAGGUCCGAUUGGGCCUCCUGGUGAAAAAGGACCUCAAGGGAAACAAGGCUUGGCCGGCCUCGCUGGUGCUGACGGCCCUCCGGGUCACCCAGGCAAAGAGGGUCCUGCAGGCGAGAAAGGAGCAGCUGGUCAUCCUGGUCCUAUGGGAUCCAUUGGUUACCCUGGGCCUCGUGGUGUAAAAGGCGCUGAAGGAAUUAGAGGCCUUAAAGGUGGCAAAGGAGAAAAGGGAGAAGAUGGAUUUCCUGGCUUUAAAGGUGACAUGGGCCUCAAGGGUGACAAGGGUGAGGGCGGUUUACAAGGAGCCAGAGGGGAAGAUGGCCCUGAAGGUCCCAAAGGCAAGUCAGGACCCAACGGAGAAGCUGGUCCCAUGGGAUCAGCUGGAGAGAAGGGAAAACUUGGAGUCCCUGGUUUCCCUGGGUAUCCUGGAAGACAAGGCCCCAAGGGCUCCAAUGGCUUCGUUGGAUUUCCUGGAGCAAAUGGCGAGAAAGGAGCAAGGGGAAUUGCUGGUAAAUCUGGUCCUAGAGGGCAACGUGGCCCAACGGGUCCACGUGGUGGGCGUGGUGCUAGAGGACCAACAGGAAAGCCCGGUGCAAAGGGCACCUCAGGCAAUGAUGGACCUCCCGGCCCGCCAGGAGAGCGAGGACCUCAAGGACCACAGGGACCAGUCGGUUUUCCCGGCCCCAAAGGCCCUAAUGGCCCAGCAGGGAAAGAUGGGUUGCCUGGUCAUCCUGGACAGAGGGGAGAGACGGGCUUCCAAGGAAAGACUGGACCUCCAGGACCUGGAGGGGUGGUUGGACCACAGGGACCAACUGGAGAGACAGGGCCAAGUGGAGAACGAGGACACCCAGGCUCCCCUGGUCCACCUGGUGAGCAAGGUCUACCUGGAGCUGCUGGAAAAGAGGGUGGAAAGGGUGAUCCAGGUCCUCAAGGUCCUGGUGGCAAGUCAGGACCUGCAGGCCUGAGAGGCUUCCAAGGGACUAGAGGUCUUCCAGGGGCCAUGGGUCCAGCUGGCUUAAAGGGAGGAGAAGGGCCUCAGGGUCCCCCUGGCCCCAUCGGUUCUCCUGGAGAGAGGGGUGCUGCUGGCCCUGGAGGUCCCAUUGGUCUGACAGGACGUAAUGGCCCACAAGGACCACCCGGUCCCGCUGGAGAAAAGGGAGCUCCUGGAGAGAAAGGUCCUAUGGGUCCUGCUGGCCGUGAUGGCAUUCAAGGUCCUGUGGGUCUUCCUGGUCCAGCUGGUCCGCAGGGUCCCCCUGGCGAGGACGGUGACAAGGGUGAAGUCGGCGGGCCUGGACAGAAGGGAAGCAAAGGAGACAAGGGUGAACUUGGUCCACCAGGUCCAAGCGGUCUACAGGGCGUUGUUGGAGCUCCUGGUCCAGCCGGCAGUGAUGGUGAGGCUGGUCCUAGAGGACAGCAGGGUAUGUUUGGCCAGAAAGGAGAUGAAGGUCCCAGAGGAUUCCCAGGUCUACCAGGACCUAUUGGAUUGCAGGGUUUGCCUGGCCCUCCUGGUGAGAAGGGAGAGAAUGGAGACGUUGGACCAAUGGGUCCACCUGGUCCUCCUGGUCGAGGUCCUCAAGGUCCCAGUGGAGCCAUGUGAGGUGCUCAAGGUCCUCCUGGAGGUAUUGGAGCAAUGGAGGGAGAAACUGGUGAGGCUGGCAACCCUGGACCACCUGGAGAGCCUGGUAUUGGGGGCCUGAGAGGAGAGACUGGUGAGAAAGGAGAAACUGGCCCCCCAGGAGCUGCUGGACCCUCUGGAGGCCGUGGACCACCUGGAGAUGAUAGCGUCCCAAGGGUAACCCUUGAUAGGCUGGGAGAAGCUGGAGCGGAAGGGCCCGUUGGGAAAACUGGACCAGUGGGACCUCAGGCCCCUGGAAAAUCUGGAGCUGAGGGUCUGCGUGGAAUCCCUGGCGCUGUGGGUGAGCAAGGGCUCCCUGGUGCUUCUGGUCAAGAUGGCCCUCCUGGACCUAUAGGACCCCCUGGACUUCCUGGUAUGAAAGGUGACUCUGGAUCCAAGGAGAGAAAGGGUCAUCCAGGUCUAAUCGGUCUGAUUGGACCUCCUGGUGAACCUGGAGAGAAAGGAGACAGAGGUCUGCCUGGUCCUCAGGGUGCUUCAGGUGGCAAGGGUGAUGCUGGUGCUGGUGGUUCCCAAGGUCCUCUGGGCCCACCUGGACCUCCUGGAAUUUCUGGUGCACAAGGACAGAAGGGAUCUAAGGGAUCAACUGGUUCAGCUGGUCAGAAGGGAGAUCCUGGACUGAUAGGACCACCAGGACUACCUGGUCCACCUGGUGAUGUUAUCCAGCCACUGCCCAUCCAGCAGUCCUCCAGAAAAACCAGACGGCAGGCUGAGAUGCAGGGAGAUGAGGCCUUGGCUGACUACGGCAUUGAUGGCAUGGGCAUGGAAGGGAUGGAGGAUGUUUUUGGAUCUCUCAAUAACCUCAAACAGGACAUUGAGCGCAUGAAGUUCCCAAUGGGCACCCAGGACAACCCUGCCAGAACCUGCAAUGACCUGCACCUCAGCCAGCCUGACUACCCAGAUGGUGAAUACUGGAUUGAUCCCAACCAGGGCUGCAUUGGAGACUCCAUCAAAGUGUUCUGUAACUUCACAGCAGGUGGAGAAACAUGCAUCUACCCAGAUAAAAAAUCCACAGGAGUUAGAAUAUCUAACUGGCCCAAGGAGUCUCCAGGUUCAUGGUUCAGUGAGUUUAAACGUGGCAAAAUCUUGAACUAUGUUGAUGCGGCAGAAAACACCAUCAAUACAGUGCAGAUGACCUUCCUGAAGCUGCUGAGCUCUUCGGCACGACAGAACUUCACCUACAUUUGCCAUCAGUCUGUGGCCUGGUAUGACGCCAAGGCUGACAACUAUGACAAGGCACUGCGCUUCCUGGGCUCCAACGAUGAGGAAAUGUCUUACGACAAUAAUCCCUUCGUCAAGCCGCUGAUGGACGGCUGUUCGCUGAAGCAGGGCUAUUCAAAGACAGUGAUGGAAAUCAACACUCCCCGCAUCGACCAGCUGCCCAUCAUUGACGUCAUGCUGAAUGACUUUGGGGACUCCAACCAGAGAUUUGGGUUCGAGGUCGGCCCCGUGUGCUUCCUCGGCUAGACACGCCCCUACUCCCCGCUGAAGGACAGGGUCAAAGGGUAUAUAUUAACACCCACAUGCUGAGAUCUGUCAACCUUUACCUUCUCUCCCCGCGAAGCAAAAACCUGUGUUUUCUUUUGUUGCCAAGAAGAUCCACUCAAACCUGGAGAAGAAGAGUGCCCCCAGGCCCUGUCAUGAAAGCGUUGACCAGGGGAAACUACUCCUCGCCCUUGUAGGGCUUGAAUCACAUGACUUUGACCAAAUAAUGGGAGUGACAUCAGGAAAAGGACAUUUGAUGCUGUGGCGGACAGUGGCGCACUUUCAGCAACAGAGAGAGGAUCCACUCACCCUAAGCCCCAUCCUCCCUUGUCCUUUUCUUCCCACCACACCUCCCUCUCUGGAUGCUCCAGGUGCUGCUCUGAAUACAACCACACAGGUGCUUUUGUGCAGAAUCACAAAACACUCAAGGUGCUAUAAAAAGUGCUUUUUGAUAAAACUGUAAUUAUUAUUAUUAUUAUUAUUAUUUUGUACAAUAUGGUUUCUUUCCGAAUCCACUCUAAAAACUUGCAUGUGCCCCAGCUCUUAAAGUUGAAUUAAAUAUUUGGUAAACUAUAUCAGAAUAAAUCCUAUAAAUAUAUUUAAUGUCUUUUAAGAACAAAUUUGAUCUGAAAUAUUUUGUCUUUUCAAAACAUUUAUGACGUACAUUUGAUAGAAGCUCCAAUUUGUAAGUAUGAAAGAAUUAUUUUGUAAAUAAUAUAACAUCCAUAAUUUGAUCUUUCAGAGGAUAAAAAAAUAACAACAGAAAUACUACAACACAACUCUAACUCAUAAAGCAUUUUGCAUUUCUUUCAUGGCAAACCAAGUUGGUAUGAGCAUUAGGAAAUUAAGCCAUAGUAAAAUGAGAUAGUAAUAUAAAUAUUCUGAGAAAGGGCUUAUUCUUCCAGACACAACUUCAGUCAGAUGUUAUACCUCAGUUUCUUUUAAAAAUGAUGGACAUAUUUAACUCUUCAGCCAUGUUUAUAUCUUUAGAAGGCAGUCAAGUUUGAACAUUAUUUGUGGUUUCUCGUUUAGAAAGAAAAAUAAUUUUUGUGUGGUUAAAUUUUUCCAAUUGUUCUUUUUGAAUUCACAGAAAAGCCCUGUUGAUGUUUUCUUUGUAACAAUGAACAACAUGUUUUCGUGUGCCUUGAAUUGUUCAUUUAAAAAUAUUAAAACUGGAUUCUGAAAAAUGUUGGGUUGAAUGUCUGUAUUGUUGGCUGUUUAAGUGCAAAAAUAAGUAGUCCUCUCUUUGUGAUUCUGCGCUGCCUUAUCCAUAUCACCUUACUUUACCAUGAUAAUUUAAGAUUAGGAGGAUUAGUGUUUCCGAGUGUUUGGGUUCAUGUGAUUGAUUCUACCGAGCCCAAGCACUGAGGUUUUUUUUUUCCAGCUUUAUUCCUCUGACUCAGAUUUGAUUUUGAUCAAGAUCUGUUUGCAUCCCCACCUCUUUAGCUUAAAGCUAUGAUCGCAACAGCUUCAGAGCCGCUUUCAAACCUGUGUAAUUACAGCAUGUUUACAAUGUGUGCAAAUGAAAUAAAUGUUUGGUGCUUUGCCAAAUGCACAUUGCGA